CCCUGAGGAUGUCGGACGGGAUCAUGAGCAAGGCUGCCACCAUGGAGAUCCCCAUCAGCAGCAACGGGGACACGGGCAGCCUGCCGGAGGAUGACGGCUUGGAGCAGGACCUGCAGCAGGUGAUGGUGUCAGGGCCCAACCUCAACGAAACCAGCAUCGUCUCUGGUGGCUACGGGGGCACAGCUGAAGGCAUCAUCCCCACCAGCACCAUCAAAGGUUCCGGGCUGCACCAGCCCCACCCCAGCCCAGCCAUCGGAGGAGAGGAAGUUGUCCGUGGCAUCGCCGUGGAGAAGUUUGACAUUGUCAAGAAAUGGGGUAUCAACACGUACAAGUGUACCAAGCAGCUGAUCUCGGAGCGGUUUGGCCGGGGCUCCCGCACUGUGGACCUGGAGCUGGAGACACAGAUUGAGCUGCUCCGGGAGACAAAGCGCAAGUACGAGUGUGUGCUGCAGCUCGCGCGGGCUUUCACCAACCACUUCUACAGCCUGGUGCAGACACAGCACGCCCUGGGGGAUGCCUUUGCGGACCUCAGCCAGAAGUCUCCUGAGCUGCAGGAGGAGUUUGGUUACAACGCGGAAACGCAGAAACUGCUCUGCAAGAACGGAGAAACACUACUGGGGGCUGUCAACUUCUUUGUCUCCAGCAUCAACACACUGGUGAACAAGACCAUGGAGGACACGCUCAUGACGGUCAAGCAGUAUGAGACAGCCAGGCUGGAGUAUGAUGCGUACCGCACGGACCUGGAGGAGCUGAGCAUGGGCCCUCGGGAUGCCAGCACCCUGUGCCGGCUGGAUGCAGCCCAGAGCCAGUUCCAGAGCCACAAGGACAAGUACGAAAAGCUGCGUGCUGAUGUGGCCAUCAAGCUCAAGUUCUUGGAGGAGAACAAGAUCAAGGUGAUGCACAAGCAGCUACUGCUCUUCCACAACGCCAUCUCUGCCUACUUUGCUGGGAACCAGCAGCAGUUGGAGCAGACCCUCAAGCAGUUCAACAUCAAGCUGAAGACCCCCGGUGCUGAGAAGCCCUCCUGGCUGGAGGAGCAGUGAGCCGCCCCCGCCGCCCCCCACGUGCUCUGGCCCGGGGGCGCCAUGGACCUGAAUUCUGGCCGCUGGCGCAGGGCCAGGCCAC
This is a messenger RNA of Aptenodytes forsteri (emperor penguin), 1125 nucleotides long. It is a transcript of the gene ARFIP2, whose product is annotated as ADP ribosylation factor interacting protein 2. Gene Ontology annotation, cellular component: trans-Golgi network membrane. The transcript has 7 exons. Gene Ontology annotation, molecular function: phospholipid binding; protein domain specific binding. The record is from RefSeq and is a predicted model, not a curated record. Bases 9 to 1043 code for a protein of 344 amino acids. Lineage: Eukaryota; Metazoa; Chordata; Aves; Sphenisciformes; Spheniscidae. Gene Ontology annotation, biological process: regulation of Arp2/3 complex-mediated actin nucleation; intracellular protein transport.